AUGGGAUUACCAGUGUCAAACCAUAAGCGUGUAAUCAUUCCCACCUACAAAACAACAGACCACGUACCCGAAUACUAUCUUGAUCCUCAUAGUGGAGGGUUUAUUCCAACGGGAUAUUUCUUGGAUAAUUUGGAUAGCAUCGGACCUCAACACUGGCAAAACUGGUAUUCGUCUGACAUAACAUUACAUGUCGUCGGGACGACAUAUAAUGGAAAUUACAAUCACAAUAAUAAUGUUGGACAUUAUCGAUUUUGCAAUAACGCUAAUCAAAUGAAUCAGCUUGGACUCAUAAACGAUACAAUGGUUUCCGAAUCUGGAUUUGGAUCCGAAGAUAAUAUUACAAUAACAGUUCCUCACCCAGAAGUAUUUGAGCCUAUCCUACACUGGUUGUACCAUCAUGACGAUGACUCAUGGCUAGACGAAAUGUCUUUGGAGAAUUUCCAGCAGAUUUACGAGAAUGUGAAAUAUUUAAAAUUGGGAAAAGAAGCGUACGAUGUAUUGGAUCAAUUCAUUUUAGAAGUGGAAGAGACCGGGAUUGAAAUUAAAAUCGACGGAGUCGUGGAAUGA
Messenger RNA from Ambispora leptoticha, 567 nucleotides. Lineage: Eukaryota; Fungi; Glomeromycota; Glomeromycetes; Archaeosporales; Ambisporaceae. The record is from the annotation of a GenBank genome assembly.